AUGUCAAAGAACAAACGCAGUAUAUCAAUCAUAAAUCUUGAAGCCUCCUCUUCUGAUUCCGUAUCGAGUCGAAGUUCUAAAAAAAUAAGGCUUACGCCUUCAAAUCACGCACCAACUUGUGACGACUCCGCUUGCAAAGGUUGCGAUGUGGGUGAAGUAGAAAUUGUUUUCACUACCGAUGAAGGUCAGGGAGUUGAACCGUCUCCAAAUGACCUUCUUCAGUUGGCUUUAGAAGAAUCUUCUAAAGAAUCCUCAAGAGAACACGGUAUCGCUAAACGUCUAUUUGACAUGUCACUCGAAGGGUUUGAUAAAUAUCAAUACGCUUUUUGUUGUGUCGCUUUUGGGAUUUAUUUGCCAAUUAUAGAACAUUUACGUAAAGGAAUAGAAAUAUAUAAACAAAUAAUCAUUGAAGAUGAUGAAUAUUAUGAUGCUUGGAUAGGACUAGGGAGAGCACGAAUUUACCUGGCGAAAAUUGAAAGAGAGAUGUUUCAGAAUGAUCAAAAUGAUUUAUCUGACUCGGAGAAUUCAAAGAAAGAACAAAAAUCAUCUAUAGAAAUCGAACAGGCUUCUUUUAAUUUGGCAAUAAAUGCAUUUGAUAAGGGUCUUUCUAUCCUUAAAUCAAAAGAUGAGAAGAAAUAUGUAAUCAAAUCAAUCCUCAUAGCUAAAGAUCUUCAAGAAUAUGCAUUGUCGAUUGAUCAUCUGAAAUUUACCGAUAACAAAAAUUUAGAUGAAAUUAAUUUCGCACAAGGAAUACAUGGGUGUUGUCUAUAUUAUCUUGCCAAAUUAAAAACCGAUCAUAAUGAUGACGAAAAUGAAGAAUCUAAGUUGCUUCUCAAUGAAGCGAUAGAAAAGCUAUCGAAAGCGAACGAAGAGGACAGGUUCACAGAAACU
Funneliformis mosseae is the source of this 891-nucleotide messenger RNA. The record is from the annotation of a GenBank genome assembly. Lineage: Eukaryota; Fungi; Glomeromycota; Glomeromycetes; Glomerales; Glomeraceae.